Molecule: messenger RNA, 2457 nt
Organism: Helicoverpa armigera (cotton bollworm)
Lineage: Eukaryota; Metazoa; Arthropoda; Insecta; Lepidoptera; Noctuidae
Product: G-protein coupled receptor Mth2
Exons: 9
Coding region: 50-1792 (580 amino acids)
Biological process (GO): cell surface receptor signaling pathway; G protein-coupled receptor signaling pathway
Cellular component (GO): membrane
Molecular function (GO): G protein-coupled receptor activity
Source: RefSeq, a predicted model, not a curated record
CGUCUAUAACGGUCGUGUGAAACAUAAAUCUUGAUACAAGUUUGUGAAAAUGUGGAUUCGUGAUGUGACUGUAUUAGUGAUUGUGAUAACUAGCUAUUUCUCUCAGUGUUACUGCGAUAUUCCUAUUUUACAAAUGUUUCGGAUUGACAAAGCCAGUUUGGAAAAUGAUGGUGUAGCAAAGCCUUAUUAUUGGCAUGAUCACGAAGAUGUUGAUGAAUUCCCGGAGUUCAAUUAUGUUGAGUACGAUGACGAUGACAAUAAUACAUCAGAAAUCCAAAAUGAAGAAGUAUACAUUAAGAAAGAUAGUGAAAAUAAUAUUAACUUAAAGACUGAUACAGAAAUCUACCAGCACACCAAAAACCAUUAUCAUUUACACGAGAAUAAGAGAAGUUUAUGUCCAAAGAACAAGAAAUGUGCAAGAAAAUGCUGUCCUCUCGGAUGGGGGUUGAAUGAAACUGCACACAAAUGCAGCCCCUUGCUUGAUGACUUUAACCCUACAUUGUGGAACAGGUAUAAAAUGUUGAAAGGAACAAAAGCACUAGAUGAGCUGCACUUUUUGUUCGGUCAUGUGACCUGUAGGACGUAUGACGAAAUAAAACCGACAACAAGCAUACGAUUGCAAUCGGAUGGCACCUUAAUGGUGGAAAGGACUUCAGCUAUGGGCCCCGAGCUGGUCUUCAAAGUAAACCAGUAUUGUUUGGACUUGUUCAUUACAGAAGAGAAUGACAUUCAGUUGAAUGCAUUAAUAUGUUAUAUUCAUAAAGAACAAAGAAGGCAUUUUGUCGUGUUUGAACUAUGUUUGGCGAUCAGUUGUAUCUUGAUCGUAUUAAAUGUCAUCGUAUAUGCAUUGUUACCAGUGCUUCGACCUCGUCACAGGUUGCUGAUCAUGGCGUACCUCAUCAGUUUUCUAAUCAGUUUCUCCGUCAAAUUCAUCGAAGUAAUCCUUAUUUUGUGCAAAGUAUCCCAUCGGCAUAUGUGCCUCUACUUCACAUUCACCUUCUACUUCUUCUUCAUAUCAGGAUUCUUCUGGAGAAACAUUAUGUGUUACGACAUGUGGUGGACUAUCAGAAGCAAAAGACCAAUGUCAGGACAAUGUUCAGAAUCUCGUAUACGCAUAUUCCUCUACUUCGUAUACGGAUUUGGAGCGCCAGGAGCGGUAACUGGCAUUGUCGCCCUACUUGAGUUCUCUAAUUACAAGAAUGAUCAUCCAUUCAUGCCUAAUAUACAAAAUGAGGGAUGCAACGCCUUAUAUGGUUACAGCAAAGCAAUUUACCAGUAUGGACCUGUAUGUUUAUUAUUCCUCAUAAACUUGAUAUUUUUUGGACUAACCGUUUUGAAAAUCAAGACAAUUAAAAAAGAGACUAAAGUGGUACUCAAAACUCAAGAUAGUAAAACUCACAUUACAAAAACUGACAAGCAAUGGAUGAAUCUCUCUGUGAAAAUAUUUGUUGUCAUGUUAAUAGCUGAGGUGAACUGCAUUUUCGACUUCAUUUCAAGAUUGUUCCCUGAUUACCCAAUAUUCUGUCACCUUGCUGACUUAAACGUUCUGACGGUACCUUUUAUAGUGUACUUGAAUUUCAAGUGCCAGGGGCAAUCGUGGAAGAAUAUAAAAACAAGGUUUGGAAUUUUGUAUCUCUAUUUAAAAACGUACAGACUGAAGAGGUCAGAAACAGAGAAAACGAUGAUGUCAUCAGUUCGCACUAUGAGCACAGUAACACACAGUCAAGAAAGCUUUGGAAGUCAGGCCACCAGCUCACGGUAUCCCAGAAGUAUUUCAGUUAUAUCUGCUUAAACGGCAAAAACAUAUAAUUGAAGAUCGUGAAUGCCUGCGAAAUCGGACACUAGAAGGUGUACAGUACAAGCUAGUCUUUUUUCGAGAUUUGUGAAGUUUAAAACUGCCGUAGUAUGUUUAAUAGUAGAUAUAGUCUGGUUAUUUUUUUCUGCAGUCGACAGUUGCUGUCAGUUAGUAUAAGCAACGGUAUUUUCAGAACGAUUUUUAUUUAUUUAUUUCCAUCAACGAAUGCAGGCACUGUAUAAAAAAAAAAUAUUGAAAAUGUUGUGAUGCCACGCAUGCUGUGCUCACUAAAUAUGAGAUGAACACAUCAUUUUAUGAAAUAAAAUAAAACAUUUUUUUACGUUAAAACUUUUCACGCUGAAAGUGAUGUUUUAUUUGGUUACUAGAAAACUAGAUCCUGGAUAUUUUCAGUAUAAACUUAGUAGGUAUACAUAAAUUAAUAAAAUAUGAUAUUCACUAGGUAUUAUAUUGAUGCGAUUCAAAAAGAUGACUCCACAUUAUUAUUAUGUUUACGUCAUGUCUAUGUAAAAAGUUAUUUAAAUUAAUACCUACUUUUUAGACAUAAGGUAGAAGAAGCUUGUAAAAAUUGUUUAUAUUGUAAUAAAUAGCUAUAGUACUCCGACAUUGGAAUUUUAUAUUUGUGUAAUUCCAAAUGUGUGUAA